Molecule: messenger RNA, 2166 nt
Organism: Gamsiella multidivaricata
Lineage: Eukaryota; Fungi; Mortierellomycota; Mortierellomycetes; Mortierellales; Mortierellaceae
Exons: 4
Coding region: 147-2126 (659 amino acids)
Biological process (GO): SCF-dependent proteasomal ubiquitin-dependent protein catabolic process
Cellular component (GO): SCF ubiquitin ligase complex
Molecular function (GO): protein binding
Source: RefSeq, a predicted model, not a curated record
CACCAACCACCAACUGUUACCAAGCGACGGCAAACCUGGACCCCACCGACGACAGGCGGCAAGUGGCGACCAGUCAUCAGAAGACCAACCCGUAGAAGGAGUAGCACGUUGAAAAAGUAGCCGAGCAGAUUCAAGAGACUCUGAUCAUGAGCAGUGGAAAGGCUCCGUCGGGGCUCUUAGCCAAACAGCGACCCUCUCCAUAUCCACGGCAUACGGUUAUGGCUGCUGACACCAACGACUCGGAUCCCACAAAGCAAUCAUUUAAUGUGGCUGGACAACGCAAAUAUCUAACAGGAUCUCGGCCUGAUGCCAGCGUGGCCCCACUAAAGGAGCUGGUGCCUGUCAAUGAUCUCGUUCAGCUUGCCCGACAGGCGUUUUCUCAGAAGGAUUUUACUGCCGCACUCCAGUAUCUUUCCCGGGCGUUGACAAUUGCGCCCACGGAUAUCAACUUGCUGGACAGCAGAGCAGCGACUUUUGAGAAACUCGGCAGGCUGGACAACGCUCUGACAGACGCAAAGGCAAUGAUUCGAAACCAUACCCAAAGUCCAAAGGGUUAUUUGCGCGCUGGAAAGAUCCUUCGAAUGCAGCAAAACAUCAGAUCGUCUGCCAAAAUCUAUAUUUCUGGCGCUGAGCGAUCCACCAAAGGCACAAAGGAGUACGAGACUUUAGCGCGUAUUGCAAGUGAGAUGAGUGCCAAACUGGACGAGAUCGCAAAGAAAGAAGCACUCGUGCUGGAUCCAAUGGAGAGGCUACCCUUUGAGUUGGUUAUGAUCGUGUUUGACAGCCUAAGUUUUAUCGAACGAGUGAGAUGCUUGACGAUCAGCAAAAAAUGGAUGAGGUACUUGAGUUCAGUGCGACAUUUUUGGUAUUCGCUCGACCUUGCGAAGCGGGUCCCAUCCUUGAUUCGUAUUCCUCAGCAUGCACUAUAUCUGCCAACUCGGCCGGAUCAGGAUGUCAACAACAAAGUGACCAAUAAGACCGUCAUCAACUUGGCCAAGUAUACCCCGCCCAAGGCGCUACGACUCGGAUGCGCUCAGCAAAUUUCAGGGACUUUAUUCACCCAAUUGAUAAAAAUGAAGCGGACAAGUGCCCUGGAAUCAUUGUCCUUGAGAAUGAACUCCAGGAUUUACGACCAAGAGUUCUCGCUGUUUUGGACCGCAACGCCCAAGUUACGAUCUCUUGACCUUCAUGGAUGCUUUGGAGUGACGGAUGCCGCGGUGGUGUCAGUUUUGGAUCGAUGUUCAUUGCUCGAGGAAUUGGAUAUUUCUGAGUGUCGGAUCACGGAAGUGUGCGUAAUGGUCAACAGCACAGUGCCUUUACCGAACAUGAAGAAGCUGACGAUCGGCCGAUGGGAAUCGCUGUUUGCAAAGGAGGGCAUCGAUGCCUUGGUCUCCAGGUUUCCGAAUCUCAGUACGCUCGACAUCCGAACCAUGCGGCCUCGAGGUAUCGAGGCGCUCGAAAAUAUUUGUCAGUUGACGCAACUGAAGCAUCUUUACACGGAUUCUAUUGAAACGUCCGGCCACACGGCGACCUUCCUUGUGAUGCAGCGAUGGGUGGCUGGUAUACCCAAUCUAGAGAGCUUGCAGAUGAAUGCUUGCAAAGGAGUAAGCGAUGCAACUAUUCAACUGAUUGCAGCUGGAUCUGCAGAGGAAGGAUCGACCCGGCAGGGGUGGUCGAGCUCAUUGAAGAUGCUUGACCUCAGCUCCUCGCCAUAUUUGACAUGUCAGGGGUUGUCGUCCCUUAGCACACAUCCUCUGCCGCAUCUUCAUACGCUCCUCCUGAACAAGUGCGGACGCGUGACCGAAUUGGGCUUGCGACAAGCGAUAGCCAGCAGUGGUGCGGGACUCUGUCGACUGGAAUGUGGGGGCUAUAUCAGCGUCUCUGACAGGCUGAUGUUGGACAUUAAGGACCACUGCCCGAAGAUUGAGGUUGUUCAUCUUGCAAACUCGGGCCAGGUGACGGGGAUCGGACUCAUGGCGCUGGUGAACGAGCGUGGACGGGGACUGGAGCGUAUCUGUGUCGACGACUGUCCGGCGUUGGGCGUGGAUGCAGUCGAGCGUGCGAGGGUAGUGCUCGGGGACCAUUCGCGUGUCUCCUAUAGAUCCAACUGGACCCGUCGGCAGUGAAGGGCAUAGACUCAGUAUACUGUAAUGAAAUGAAUUUCUU